Messenger RNA from Tympanuchus pallidicinctus (lesser prairie-chicken), 7075 nucleotides. RefSeq names its product Cdc42 guanine nucleotide exchange factor 9 (gene ARHGEF9). The record is from RefSeq and is a predicted model, not a curated record. NCBI's taxonomy places the organism in Eukaryota, Metazoa, Chordata, Aves, Galliformes, Phasianidae. The coding region runs from base 182 to 4081 and encodes 1299 amino acids. Gene Ontology annotation, molecular function: guanyl-nucleotide exchange factor activity; protein binding. The transcript has 13 exons.
UCUUUUCUUUUCUUUUUUUUCUUUUGCAUUUUAAUUUCACUUUUAACCGUUUCAAUUCCCGGCUCCGGCGGGUCGCGGGCCGGCACCGUGCCGCGGCGGGGCCGUGCGCUGAGUCUUGUGAAGAAAACAAUCUGAAGACAAUGUGUCUUUGACCCCCGGUACCAGCUUUUGAGCCGGAGCAAUGGAAGUUAUAGAUGGCUGCCGGCAUACUGACCCUUUGAUAGUUUCAAAUGGAUAUGCAAACAGGAUUUUCCAAGCAAACAUGGAGGAUAGGAGUGCUGAUGCAUCAGAGGUCUGUUGUGCUGAGCAUGGCACCUCCAGUGAUGCAGUCCCAAACGAACAGGAAGAAGCACCCAGAUAUAAGAAGUUGACCAAGGGCAACCGGAUCUGGAAUUUCGUUUGGCGAAGGAAAGGAUCCUCUAUGAGUAAAAGAAGGCCCCGGUCCAUGAUCGUACUGGGAGAUACUUAUGAUGCCUCUGAUGAAAAAAAGCCAUCCUUCAUGGACCGAGUAAUGCCCUUAAAAAAGCUAAGAACCUCUAAGCUGCCUAAGGAUGUAGAUUUCAGAGGAUCUGCAGUGCAGGUUGCUUGUGCCCCUGAAGAGGACUAUCCUGCUAGUGGGCAAGGAGCAGUCUACAGGGUUAGGAAACUGGGUGACGGCCAGAGGCCCUACCGCCAUUCGUAUGGGGGGCACAUUGAAGAUUUAGAUUCCUCUUUUGAAGACAUCGAGCUGAAUAUCAGCAUUCCUGAAAUUGAUGCCAAUGAAAGUAAAUGUCUCAGGGAUAUUAGUAUCAGACUACACAGUGAAGAUAAUGUUAGUAACUGCCAAAAAAUACCAGCUAGAAAGAGCGAGUCUUUGAAUUUUGAAAGCGUUAAGAGUCCUGCAAUUACGGAAGGGGACAAUCAAAAGAAGUGUACUGUACUCCCACAGGAGGGCAAAAGAGGAAGAAGCUCUGAUGUCUGGAGCUAUCUGAAAGGAAUUUCAUUAACUAGCAAAGAUAAUUCAAAGCUUCUAGAUGAAAGAGCUGAAACCAAUUUCCAGAACUUAGAAAGUACAACUGAUCAUUCCACUUCUUAUUUGGACUAUGGCAUGAGAUGUGAGGAGAAUCUUAGCCAGCAGAAAAAAUCAAACAGCACAACCAAAGCCACUCACUUUGCGGGUUUUGUGCGGUUCUUCACCAGCGUGGCCGAAGCAGCUCGGCGGCUGCGAGGCUCCUCAAAGGCAUUUUCACCUGAUGAGAAAAGGCCUCAGCGGAGUUCCCGAAGCUGGAGGCAGGAUGUCAUCUCCCGUAAAGUGAGCCUGGUUAUUGAGAAUGAAACCGCGAAUGCUUUCUGCACGGUGGGAGCGUGUCUGCAGUCCCCAGAUUCAGGCGUGUGGGAUAAUCCGAGCUUUGAGAGUUCAGUGGGGAAGGAGGCCACACAGGGCUGUAAAACUGCAGAGGUGUCACAAGACAUCGGCUUCUCUGCCCUGAGCAGCAAGAAUGAUAGUUUUAAUGAAACACCACUUUCUCCCUCUGGGCCAGAGCUCCCAGAUGACUCUGUCACUGUGAUAAAUUCUGAAGAACCCUCUGAGACUGCAGUCCACUUUCCACAGACAACUCUGACCAAACAGAUUCAGUACAUGGGCAAUACUCCAGAGGAGGCACAGGCUGUGGGCAGGGACCUGCCGCAUUUGGAAGAUCUUCCUGGGAAAGAUCUGGGUACUUCUGAACUGGGCAGUUCUCCAGCUGCUAACGGUGACUUUCCUGUUGUGACCGUGGCUCUGAUCCACCAUCCACUAAAGAUGACUCUGCAUGAACUCGAACCUCAGGAUGUGGCUUGUGCUACAGUAGUUACUAACGACAUGAGUGUGUCUCUAGCAGCAGCUCUGGAGCUUUCAAAGUCUGAACUGGAUAUGAAGGACCUGAGUAAUUCUGAGUUGCCUUUACAUGACUUAUCUAGAGAUGACUUGGACUCCAGCAAUACUCCAGGGAAGGAGCAGGUCACAGACGGGCACCUGCCAUGUUCUCAACAUCUUCCAGAGAAAAAUCUGGAUACUGCAGUGCUGAACAGUUCUCCAGCUGCUAAUGGUGACUUUUCAGCAGCGACUUCUUUAAAAUGUGCAACAGUUGAAGGAGUGGUGUUUGAGCAGACUGGUGGAUGCUUCAAAAAGCACAGAACAAGUUCACCUGUGGAACAGAACCCUGUGGAGUUACUUAGCAGAGGAGUGCGCUUUGACUGUGAUGAUGAAUGCCGUCCGUUCCAUGUGACCAUCUCUAGAAUUGUCUCCUCUGGACUCCUUAACAACGGAAAGACAAUGUCUCAUCCUUCUCAACCAUCCCCACAAGCAGCUCCCUUCAAGGUGCUUGUAGAGAGAUGUCGCUCCGAGCCGCUCUCCCAGAGCACCCCGAUGGGGCUGGACCAAGUUGGAGGGCGCAUGCAGCACCUGCUCAGAAGACGCGCUGAGAACGAACUGGCUUCCAAGACUCUGAAGGUGCGCAGGAACGGCGGACGUAGAUGGAACCUCCUCAAGCCUGGAGCUGAGAAGCUGCAAAUCAGUAGGCUGAUCAGUGGUGGUUCUAUUGUAAGUGCUGAGGCAGUAUGGGAUCACGUCACCAUGGCCAACCGGGAGUUGGCGUUUAAAGCAGGAGACGUUAUCAAGGUGCUGGAUGCUUCCAACAAGGACUGGUGGUGGGGUCAGAUUGAUGACGAAGAAGGAUGGUUUCCCGCCAGCUUUGUGAGGCUAUGGGUGAACCAAGAAGAUGGAGUGGAGGAGGGAACCAGCGAAGUGCAGAAUGGCCACUUGGAUCCAAGCGCCGACUGCCUCUGUCUUGGCAGAACCGUCCAGAACCGAGAUCAGAUGAGAGCCAAUGUCAUCAAUGAGAUCAUGAGCACGGAGCGUCACUACAUCAAGCACCUCAAGGACAUUUGCGAGGGUUACUUGAAGCAGUGCCGGAAGAGAAGGGAUAUGUUCAGUGAUGAACAGCUGAAGAUCAUCUUUGGGAACAUUGAAGAUAUCUAUAGAUUUCAGAUGGGUUUUGUCCGGGACUUGGAGAAACAGUACAACAACGAGGAUCCCCAUCUCAGUGAGAUCGGACCAUGUUUCCUUGAACACCAAGAUGGCUUCUGGAUCUAUUCAGAGUACUGUAAUAAUCAUUUGGAUGCGUGCAUGGAGCUUUCCAAGCUGAUGAAAGAUAGCAGGUACCAGCAUUUCUUCGAAGCGUGUCGUCUGUUGCAGCAGAUGAUUGAUAUUGCCAUAGAUGGUUUCCUACUGACACCAGUGCAGAAGAUCUGCAAAUACCCCCUGCAGCUCGCAGAGCUUCUCAAGUACACUGCACAGGAUCACAGUGACUACAGGUAUGUGGCUGCUGCCCUCGCCGUCAUGAGGAACGUGACUCUGCAGAUCAAUGAGCGGAAGCGGAGACUGGAGAACAUUGACAAGAUAGCUCAGUGGCAGGCGUCCGUUCUGGACUGGGAGGGAGACGAUAUCUUGGACCGCAGCUCAGAGCUGAUCUACACGGGAGAGAUGUCCUGGAUUUACCAGCCCUACGGACGGAACCAGCAGCGUGUUUUCUUCCUCUUUGAUCACCAGAUGGUUCUCUGCAAGAAGGACCUGAUACGAAGAGAUAUUCUGUAUUACAAAGGUCGCAUAGACAUGGAUAAAUAUGAAGUGGUAGAUAUAGAAGAUGGGAGAGAUGAUGACUUCAAUGUCAGCAUGAAGAAUGCCUUCAAACUUCAUAACAAGGAGACUGAGGAAAUACACUUAUUCUUUGCCAAGAAACUGGAGGAGAAGUUGCGAUGGCUCAGAGCUUUCAGAGAAGAAAGGAAGAUGGUAAAAGAAGAUGAAAAGAUAGGCUUUGAAAUUUCUGAAAAUCAAAAGCGGCAAGCGGCAAUGACAGUAAAGAAAGUCAGUAAGCAAAAAGGUGUGAGCUACUCCAAGUCGGUUCCUCCAGCCUACCCACCACCCCAGGAUCCAUUAAAUCAGGGACAAUACAUGGUGACAGAUGGCAUAUCCCAGUCCCAGGUCUUCGAGUUCACCGAACCCAGACGCAGCCAGGCACCAUUCUGGCAAAACUUCAGCAGGUUAACACCAUUCAAAAAAUAAUACUUAGAGAGAUGGAGAAUUUUAACUUAAAAGAACUUAAAAAAAUAAAAAUAAAUAAAAUUAUAUUUAUAGAUGGACCUUUUUUCGGAGAAGCACUGUUGCAACUAAAUAUAUAUACAUAUAUAUAUGUAUACACAUUUAAAAAAUAAUACAUAUAUAUAUAUACAUAUAUGUAUAUAUAUAGAAGGACCAAAAACUUUUUUUGUUGUUUUUGGGAAGCAGUCUGCUACUAGAUAGUAGGAAGCACCAAUGAUUUCUAAUCAUGUGACCUUUUUUAUUUUAUUCUAUUGGUCUGACAUUGUUUUUUUCCUUUUUUUUGUGUGUCUUCAUUUUCAUUGAAGUUGUCAUUGGCAUCCCAGAAUGCUUUCUUGCUUGUUUGAAUUCUUCAUCGAAGUUCCUCAUGGACUAUGUUGGUGUAUAUUUUAUUUUAUUUUAUUUAUGGGGGGGGGGGGUUGUUUGUUUUUUGGGGUGCUGGGAGAUCUCUGCUCCAUCUCCCUCCCUCUCCAUCCCUUCCUUGGCUGUCCCAGAGUUACCAUUUCAGUGAAGAGCAUCGAUCCUUUCCCAUCCCUGUCCUGCAUUCUCUGGUCUGACUCGUGCCUGUCUGGAUGUGCUCCCUUGUGCACCAUGCUCUGCUGCGCAGUAUUUCUCUGGCUUUAACUGUUUUGUUGCGGGCAGUUGAAAACAAGCAGAAGGGGUAGCAGCUAUUUAGGAAGCGAGAGAUGGGUUUUCCUCAGUUAACUUACUGCAUUUUUUAAGCUGUCUUUUUCUCAAUUCAGUGUGAUGUGAUCACGCUCAGAGUGAGACUGAGAAAAGAAUAUCAGGGGCUUUUUUUUUUUUUUUGCAUUUAAUUUUGUUUCUGUGGGGUUAUCUUUGAUUUGGAUUCAUUCUCUUUUUAAGCUGAGACUCAACUCUCUGAAAAGCCCACUAUCUUUGUUUUCCAUGCAAAGAUAAAAGCUUAAAAACCGACGGCUUCAUGCCCCCCAUUGCAGCUAGAGAAAAUUGGCUAUUAGGCUUCAACAAAUGGCCACUUUUCUUUCUUCAGGAACUAAGGUCCCAUCCCAUUGGCCGCAGUCAGGCCCACACAGUACUGCAUUAAGGAACCACCGAUGGCUGUGUGCAGGAGCAGUGAUCCCAGAAGCGAGGGCCGUGCCCGCGCUCACUGCCUGCUCGGCUCUGUAGCACUUCAGACAGCCGGCUUCACGUCGGCACGGAGCUCCCAAGCAAAAUGCAGCAGGCAUCCAUUAGCAGAAGGAUAACUGGGAGUAUCUACCUGGUGUUUCAUGCACCCAAAGCUGCAGAAGAGUUGAGGACUGCCUCUCAGGAAAGGUACGGAUGUGACCUGAGCAGGUCAGCCGUAUGCCCAUGACCUAAUCCAAAUCACCAACCAGUUAAAUCUGAACUGCAGUGGCAUCAGUGUCAGUGGGCUCUGGAGCGAUUAGCUGAAUUCUCCAGAUCUCUUUCUCUCUCUUUUUCUCCCUCUGGAGAUUGAUAGCUGUAUUUUCAAAGACACCUCCUACAAUUUUAGCCUUAAGUACAUUCGCUUCCAAGCACAAACGCUUAUGUUUAAGCUCAUAAAACAAACCAUUGUGCACUAGGACAAUUGGGAUUGUUUAACCAGGCUUAGAAGAUGAAUUUAAACUUUGCAGAGCUAUUCUGCAACCUCCUUUAAAAAUGCAAGUCGAAAUAAUAGAUCAUGAUAUUUAUAUUUUUCUUUCAAAUUUGAUACCCCAUGUAAGCACCUCAGGCCAGUAGCAUGGACAAAUGUGUUUUUAUCACUUCAGAAAAUGGCAAAAGCAGAGAGUGCGAUUUUAGUUUUUCCAUGGAGCUUGGGUUAUUUCAGGGCACAUCAGAAGGCAGCAGCUGUAUUUUUUCUUUAAGUACAAAAAUAAUCUCAGCACCUUAGGGUCACCUACAAACCUAUCAGUGCAACAAUGCCAGGCUGGCAUUUUGGAGAGGAGGAGUGGCCCCUCUGUGACAGGCAGCAGUGAAACACUGAGAAACCCGCAUAGGAGGCAGCCAAAUUUUGUAACACAGCUAAUUUCUAUCCUCUUUUGUAUCUUUGCAUUUUUACAUUUCGAUUUUCAUACUGAACACGUAGCAGUUAUUAUGUUUGCUUAACAGAGUGGGUUAUUUAGAGAAGUGAAUGGAAUCGGUUUGCAGAAGUUAACUGAAAUGUUUCACUGUUUCUGAAUGGCUGGAGAGAGAUGCAGAGAGAGAGAGAAAGAGAGAGAGAUCACAAUCUGUUGUCAGCGUGAUAGAAAUUUCACUUAUUCCUUUUCCUUUUUAAUUGCUUAGGGGAAAAAAAGAAAAAGUAACAAGCACAUUAGUUAAGCCUAUUCAUUUACUGUUUUGUGCCUCAGAGAGUGAGAAUGAGACAUCCAUAAUUUUUAUGAGAAGAUGCUUCCUAAAUAUUCAGCGCUAGGAAAAAAGAAACUCCACCGCCACACCAUUAUUUGCAUCAUAACUCAAGACUCGCUCGAUCUGACAAGGCCACUUGUUGGACUCGCAGCUUCCUUCUUAAGUGGAAAGCCAAAACUAACGAGCGCCGCUAGCGCUUGCCGAAGCCGGGUGGCAGGCGGAGCAGCCGCAGCCGCUUGUUCCAGAGGGAAGAGGGGCUUGGCUCUCAAUGGCGCUCAAGAAAGCCCUUCCCUUCCCUUCCACAAAUGGCCAAGGUGCUGCAAGAGAUGGAGCAUUAUCGCAAAGAAGAACCAGCACUGGGUCCCACUUUUACUACCUACCGUGGCUUUCCCUAUAGGGAGCAGGGCUGGGCUGCCUCGUUGCGUCUGAAAGUGCUGGAAGCAGCACAGAUGCUGUCAGAUCGGGGUGAUUUUGACUGAGCAUCUGAUAGAGACUUUCAUUUCAAUGCCAGACAGGAGGAACCCACUUACCAUUCCAUAUGCAGAAAUGAGAAAGUUGUAACAAACUUACAUGUUUACGGUAUUUCUCUGGCUGAAACUAUAUAUAUAUAUAUAUAAAAAAAACCAACAACAAAAA